Messenger RNA from Purpureocillium takamizusanense, 1338 nucleotides. RefSeq lists its product as uncharacterized. Lineage: Eukaryota; Fungi; Ascomycota; Sordariomycetes; Hypocreales; Ophiocordycipitaceae. The record is from RefSeq and is a predicted model, not a curated record. Bases 1 to 1338 code for a protein of 445 amino acids. The transcript has 3 exons.
AUGGAAUACUACACUCUCGUCCUUUUCGCCGCUCUGCUCCCCGUCGUCGCCGCAACAGGGUUUCUCAACAAGGACUGGAACAUGACGGACAAGGAUGAUUUCACCUUGCGAUAUGACGGCUGCGAGGAUAUGUCUCCCUGCCCCAUUGUCUUAUACAACUGGUCGAGCUGGGGCUUCUAUCAUCCGGUGAACGACACGAACGCUGUUCAAACUGUCAUGGACGAUGCAGGCUACGGUCGGAACAGCAUCAUCGACAUGAGACUGGACUCUGUGCCCAGUGGAGAUUACUUCCUCCUGAUCGGUAAUUCGGCUUCCGGGCGGUGGACAAGCGACAUGAUUUCGUUCGAGGCUUUCGAGAAACCUUUGAUUCCCAUGCCCAAAUACGCCGACGUUCGAAUUGUGUCAGUUUCACGAGGGACAAAUACAACAAGCGGUGCAACUAGGUCCGCCACCGGCUCAGGCGUCGCAUCAACGACGCAAACAGCAUCAGCGACGGCCAACAAUCCGUCGUCUACUGCGCGAGCGUCUUCUUCCCCCGCCGCAGCCGCAGCCGUCACCACCGCUCCGCCGACAUCCACGGCAACUCCGGACCAGCAGCAGCAGCAAAACCCGCCUCAACUCAGCACCGGCGCCAAGGCAGGCAUCGGCGUGGGCUGCGCAGCCGCCGUGCUCACUGCCCUGGCGUUGGCAGCACUGCUCUGGCGGCGGCGACGACGACGACAACGACGAGGAAGCGGAGGAGCAGGCCGGCGGGCAACCUCUUAUAUCCAGCCAGGAACCUCCCCCGUCGGCUUCGCUCAGCCGGUCGCCGUCGGACAGCAUGGGCUCGGCGGGCAGGAGCUGUACGGCCUCCACGAGAGUCGAGCCGCGUCCAUGCAGCAGCUCGGCUACGGCUUUGGACUCGCCGCGCUGACGGACCGCUCCGGGGCGAACACGCCGCUGCAGCAGCAUCUGUCCCGUCAGUCCGGGACGAGCACGCCGGUACAGCAGCAGCGGCACCUGUCGUAUCAGUCCGGGACCAACACGCCGGUCCAGCAGCAGCAGCAGCCGCAGCAUCUGUCAUAUCAGCCAGCACAGCCUCGCAAUCAAGUCUUGGAGAUGUACGCGCCCGGUGGUGAUGCUGCCGGAAGCUCCACGACCAUGGCGGCAUCUGCUGCUCAGUCCACGCCGGUCACGUCACGACCGUCCGCCGGCGCGAACGACAAGUCGUCAACGACCGAGACGGACCCCGCGCUUGCGGAAUUCACCCUCGGGCCGACCAAGCGCGUGUCAGCCAUAGACAUGCCCUGGCUCACCCACGAAGAGAACCAGCAAGAGCAGCAGCAGCUCGAGGCCUAG